AUGGGAGUUCCUAACAAUUGUUCUUUUGAUACACUCAAGCGUAGAAUGCACAACACCCUUCAACUAACCAACGAUCAAUUACUGGAUGAAAUCUACUACCAACAACCAUUCAUAGAUGCAGAAUUAUUAUGUACCAUUAUUAGAACACCGGAUGCUAUACUCAACCUGCUUCAAUCAACCAUCACUCCUACUCAUGAUGCAAUUAUGUAUUACAACGGGAAGUGGAACAUACCACGUCAAGGCGAGUUUUUGGGUUACUCCUUUGCUGGAACUAAUCUAAUAAUAAGAUUUGGCAUUCCUCCAGGAUGUGGCAUGAAGAAACUCAAGGAUUUAAUCAAGCAAGUCGCACCUAUAGGGGUUUCCCCUAAUGGAAUUCACGGAUCACAAUUGGUUAGGCGAUUGUUCUUUCGACAAUCAGGUCAUUCUAAGUAUUCCGAAAAUUUGAUUGAAUAUGAGAUAACAGAAUUGAAAAAUGAUGAAGACGUGCUAAAGUAUAACUUCAUCCGGCCACCAGAGGACCUUGCCGCCGGCGACCCAGUUUCCGCCGAACCUGCUGAUGCCCAGUUCACAAUCCUCGCAAUUGACCUCAACGGUCUUGCCGUCGACCGCUACGGCAUUGUGGCCGGAGUACGGCGGGCGGCGGAGACAGUGGGGUUCUUCCAGGCGGUGAAUCACGAAAUUCCGGUGAAGGUUUUGGAGGAGGCAAUGGCGGCGGUGCGUGAGUUCCACGAGCUGCCACAAGAGUUGAAGGGUGAAUAUUAUAACAGGGAGCUGAUGAAGAAGGUGAAGUUUGGGAGCAACUUUGAUUUGUAUCAGUCAAAGUAAGCUAAUUGAAGAGACACUCUUUUCUGUGUGAUGGGUCCUGAACCACUUCAUCAAGAACUGCCUCCUCCUAUCUGUAGGGAUGUAGCAAUGGAAUACUGUAGGCAAGUUCAGGUGUUGGGGAGAGUUUUGUUUGGGUUAUUAUCAGAAGCACUUGGACUCAACCCUGCGCAUCUUCAACGCAUGGAUUGUGCAAAGGGCCAUUCAAUUUUGUUUCACUAUUAUCCAACAUGUCCUGAGCCUGAACUCACUAUGGGUACUACCAGGCACUCUGAUCCUGAUUUCCUUACAAUUCUGCUUCAAGAUCACAUUGGAGGGCUCCAAGUUUUGAGCCACAAUGGAUGGGUUGAUGUUCCUCCGGUUCCUAGAGCUCUAGUAGUAAACAUUGGAGAUCUGCUACAGGUUGUGUAGGUGCUUUGGAUAUUUACCGGAUAGGAAGAAGAAAAUAUUGAUUUCUUGAAACGUGUCCUUCAGGUAUUUAUAUUCUAUUGUUUCUUGGAAUUAUAUGAAUUCUAUGGCCCGU
Glycine soja is the source of this 1345-nucleotide messenger RNA. Its product is annotated as 1-aminocyclopropane-1-carboxylate oxidase homolog 1-like. The transcript is spliced from 5 exons. The record is from RefSeq and is a predicted model, not a curated record. NCBI's taxonomy places the organism in Eukaryota, Viridiplantae, Streptophyta, Magnoliopsida, Fabales, Fabaceae.